AUGGACUACGUGUCUUACCUGUUGCACACUCUGGGGAACGAUGACGCGGAAGCUGGAACUCAAAGGGAGCUUGCAUGUUCGCUGCUAGUGCAGUGUGUUCUCAUCUUCAAGACUCUUGUCGUCCUGAUUGGGCAUGACUCAUGGGAGCUGGCGUGGACCGACUUCCGGCAUGUAGUUGAGGAGUUCAUUGACGCGACAUCGCCACUGUCACAGAAGUCUGCGGAGUUGAUGGGCCAUAUCGCUUCGGUGCUCUUGACUGACAUUCCCAAUGAGAUGACUUUGAGCAUAUUUGGGAUGCUGCAGUGGCUCAGUACAGUGCUCAACUUUCCAAAGCGUGGAGGGAAGAGGCGUGUGGCUCAAAGCACACGCCCUUGCUUACCUGCAAAGAGCCAGGCAUGGAACCACACUUUGAAAGAAGGCAAAUGGCGCAUUCUCUUGGAGGAGCUUGUGUCCUGUCUCAUCAAGCAACAGCUAUAUACCAGGGGCAGCAUAUCGAGGCCGCUGGCGUGGGUCCUGGAUCUGGGCCGGCGCUACUGGGCACCGCUCCACGUGGCCAUGGCCGAGGCGGCCGGAACGGAGCCUUACCUGCUUCCCUUUCCCAGCGCCCUGCAGCCGCGGCCGCCAGCGCACCGAGAUCCUCGGCGCUUGCCGCUGGCGGAGCUGUGCGCCACCGGGAGGCAGCAACGCCAGCUUCAAAGGUCCGCUGUCGGAGGAGUGCCACUGCCAACGGAGAGCCCCAUGGUCUCUGACUCUGCCUACCAGCGGGAUGGCACCCGCCUUACUGUGGUCACAGUGGCUACGGGCUUGCCGAACAGCGCUGACUCUGAGAGACCUUCGUCAGAUGGGUUGGCGUACCUUCUCGACUUCCUGAUUUACGUGGAGAGGCCUCGUGGUGAAUGCAUCCGUCGGGGUCGCUGUGGUGACAAGAAUCGGACGGUCUACACUUGCGGUCCGCACGCAGCCAUCUUACCUGAAGUGUCCCUGAGAAAGUGGCGGUGCCUCUUUCCGACCGGCAAGGAGCGGUGGGUAGAUGCUUAUGCUGUAAGCUUCUUCCGGCAAGCUGCUACAAUCAGAUGCCCUGUUCCGUCGGACGUUUCCCUGUCCCUCGAGGGCCCACUGCUUGUGGAGCUUCAGGCCGAUUCACCUUAUGCCGGCGCUGAAGCCUGGAAGAUUGCGGCGGACGUCUGUGCGAAGCUGUCCGAAGGGGCUGGUGCGGAAGCUCCGGAUGCGGUAGUUGCUGAGGAUGCUGCGGACGCGGCCGCGCGACUGGCGAUUUGCGUCCAGCCUGCAUGGGACAUGCCCGACUUGGAAAGGAGCGUGCCGCGGCUGAUUGAGACCUUCCUGCGUUACUACCAACUGCUUGGUGCUGACAGCUUUACCUUCUACGACUUCGACGGGUCCUUCGCUAGCCACCCCGAGAUUGUGGGCCUGCUUGCUACAGGCAAGCUGAAGUACUUCCCUCGCUUCAUGAAAGCUGUCUCGGAGCUUUUGGAAGACGCCUGGAAUCUGAAGCUUGUGAAAGGGCAAACAGGUUCUCGAGCCAGCUUUAUUCAGGAGCUUACCUUGAACCAUUGCGUGUUGAACUACCGGAGCGCGGCGGACUUCGUCCUGCUGGCCGACAAGGACGUGUUCCUGGCGUUUGGUCCAAGCAUACCCGUUUUUCCACAGGCGCGGGGAUGUUGGCGCGAUGCCGGAACCACUUCAACCUGUUGUUCCGGCACAGGCCCACAUGCAAGGGGCAGGGUUCAUUUUCAUGGCAAGACCCCGUGCUGGGAGGGCUCACGGACUUUUUCGAAAUGCUGCUUGGAGUACAUGCCCGAAGCCCCCAUGCCCAGUCCCUGGCCGGAGUUUUUGAAGAGUCGCUCGCCAGAGUUCUGGCGGGCUGUUGGCACCAUCGCCCUGGGCGUCUGUGAGUUUGCCGUGCCUUCGUCUCUGAACACCUCGCAAACAGGAUCGGGGUGGUCAUUCUCCUCCCACAUCUGGCGCCCGAAAAGUUGUGAGUCUCAGUAUUAUCAUUUGGUCAGCCCGUGGCGCUUCAUGUCCCAGAACUCCGAGUGGGUAAGAUUGAGGCCGGGGAGUGUGAGAUACUACGUGGACAGUGAGGCUGCCCGUGCCAUGCACCUCGUGAAUCUUCACAAGGUCAGGUGCACCGAGCAACGAAACGACUACGGCAAUGGGAGGCAGCCGUGCAACUGGCCGGACUUUGGCCUGCGCUGGUCGCUGCCCGGCUUGCCAGAUUGA
This is a messenger RNA of Symbiodinium natans, 2241 nucleotides long. The record is from the annotation of a GenBank genome assembly. Lineage: Eukaryota; Dinophyceae; Suessiales; Symbiodiniaceae.